GGGGUAGAAUCAUUGCCGGCCUCCGUGAAGAAUCGCACACGAAAACAGUCCGACCCGCACGAUGAUACCGAGGGCACACGAUACAACCGAUCAACCUCGACGCAAUAUCGAAAAUCCGAAGAGGAGGAGAAUAAUUGAGAGGGUGGGAGAGGAGAAGGAGGCAAUUGAUCUGAGGGGUUCCGAUGGUGUCGUGGCAGGCGACACCGGAAAACGAGACGUGUCACGGGAUGCAGUUCGUAAGACACAACAGUCCGACCCGCACAAUGAUACCGAGGGCAGCGGUAGACGUAGCGAGGGCACAUGCAACGAAGGAGAAUCGUACGGAAAAGAUGCGAGCAACGAAGAGGAGAACAACGAUAGUGGGUCCCGCAACAACGAGAAUAGCGAUGAUGACGAUGAAGAGGAGGAAGACGGAUCCCGGAGCAGCGGCACGGAAGAAAGAUGUAGCGAAGACAAUACACAAAACACGUAUCGAAGAACGCAUGAAGGAACAAGUGACGGACGCAGCGAGGAAAACAACGCGGACAAGCAGUUAGUCCUAAAGGAGAAGGCAAACAAAGGACGUCGGCACAUAUUACAAGGAGGGAGACAGCGCAAGGACGACACGAAAGUGGUCAAGCAAUCAGGGGUUGCCACAGGAGAGGAAAACGAAUUAUUUGGGAAAAAGGAAAAAGACAGACUGCUGAGGUCCGUCGUGAAAGCUUUUGUGCACUCAACAGGGAAGGACGCAAUUUUCUACCCUUCAGAGGACGACUUCUUCAGUGCGGUGAAGUUGGCUGCUACCCUUUUGGGAGAAGAUGUAAGGGCAGGAUGGGGGAAGCAUGUAGAGAAGAAGGGUUUGCGGAAUGUGCUCAUAGAGUGCAACCGAAUGAUGACAACGGUCCGCGGAGAGUUGUCUUGGCACUUGAGACACUGGUUCUGGGGAGAGAGAGGUGCCCCCCUCGUACGCGGCGCACAAAUGGAUCAUAAUAACACCAUGCGCAACGAACUGCGUUGCCAGAUGAGCAAAGACAAAACGUGGAGGAGGAAGGACGACGAGCCAUGGGAAGCAUCGCAUUUCAAGAGGGCACUCACAAAAGUGUUCCAAAUAAGAAAAGACGGUGAGAAGAUGGGCGUGACAUUGCAACAACUAGCGUUUACCGAACUUGUGAUCCGCACAGAAAUCGAGCAGGCGAAGAAGUCAAGCAAGGCGUCGGAUUAGUUGCUGCAAAUGGCCAGUAUGAAGAAUGACAUAGUGAACACAGCCCGGAGCCGGGACACAUUUAUGAG
Molecule: messenger RNA, 1269 nt
Organism: Chara braunii
Lineage: Eukaryota; Viridiplantae; Streptophyta; Charophyceae; Charales; Characeae
Source: the annotation of a GenBank genome assembly